GUUGAGUGCACUCGACGCACCUGCUGCAACUGGCUAGCUUUCUUACAUUAGUGCUCACUGUUACGAGGCCUCUUACUGCCUAGAGGCAUUCUAUAAAGCUGGUCAACGUGCCUAAGAUCUAGACUUCAAGUAGCUCGCAGGGCGACCGAAGAAUACCGUGCAUCCCUCAUCCUUGAAGUAGGUGCCUCUGAUCUUCCCGGCCAUGGUAAGCAGCUUUCGCGUUGUCUUUUGACUGAUAAGGUUCGGAUGUGCUCACGCCGUUAUUGGUAGACUCGAAAAUCGAAUGAACUGAGCGCAUGCUCAGUCCCUUCUGUCGCACGGCCUCCCUAAGUUACUGCUUACAUAGCUCCCACACCACGGAGACGUCCGAACCGAACAGAACAUCAAGACUUCUCCCGUCCUGAAACAAGACAUUAUACAUCCAAAGCAAAGCAAAGUCAAAUAUAACCAUCACUAUGGCCAUUGCACCCAUUCCAUGGACACCUCCACAGCGACCUGACCCUGAAGCGUUGAAGGAUCCUCCUCCUUUCGAGCCUAUCCCCCUCGUUCACCUUCGUUCGGGGAAAAUCCGUUCCGUCUUCAACAAAGCCGGCAUGACCUCCGCCAUUCACAAAUCCCCUCUCGCUUUCCCAGUAACCAUCGCUGUAUCUGGGAUCGUUGGUGAUGAGCACGCCUAUCUGCCCCAUCGCGACCCGGACAAAGCCAUUCACCACUACUCGUCGGCGCACUAUUAUCAAUGGGCCGCUGAGAUCCCUGAGAGCGCACACAUCUUCAGACCAGGAGCUUUUGGCGAGAAUCUGUUCAGUGACGAGCUAGACGAAACCAAGCUAUGCAUAGGAGACAAGGUUCGGAUGGGCGGUGUGCUACUGGAGGUCAGCGAGCCACGAGCGCCUUGUUACAAGCUCAAUCAUCGGUUCCAGGUCAAGAACAUGGCCAACAGGGUGCAGACUUUGCUGCGAAGUGGAUGGUUGUAUCGCGUGCUGCAGCCGGGAGUUGUGGAAGAGGGCGCGAUGAUUGAGCUAGUGGAGAGGGUGCAUCCUGAGUGGUCUGUCGCUCGCGUCGCGUAUUACCUGUUCCUCGAGAGGGAUAAUAAAGAGAUGAACAAGGAGAUUGCGGCGCUGGCUGAAUUGGGCCAUGACAUAAAGGACAGGUUCAAGCUUAGGUUGGAGAAAAAUAAGCUUGAGGACGAGGCUGGGAGGCUGUUCGGAGGGGAAGAAGAGAAGAUGGACACUUGGAAUGAGUAUCGACUGGUCGAAAAGAGAAGGGAAACAGGCGCCAUCACAGCCUUCGUCUUCGAAGCGGUGGAAGCCACGGCGGAACAGGACAUCAAACCUGUGGAGCCAGGUAGCCAUGUUCGCGUCAAACUAGGAGGAAAGCUGGUCAGAGCGUAUUCAGUCGUGGGUGGGACAACCAAGCGUUUUGAGCUGGGCAUUGCGCUCGAGGCCGAGAGUCGAGGCGGUUCGAAGUACAUGCACACUGAGGCCAAGAUCGACGACAUCCUCACCUUCAGCCGCAUUACAUGUUCAUUUCCUCUUGCCAAAGAUGCAGACAAACAUAUCAUCAUAGCCGGAGGCAUUGGCAUCACGGCUUUCCUGGCUGCGGCCGAGUUCUUUCGGGCCACCAAACAAAAGUACGAACUGCAUUUUGCAGUUUCUUCCGAGGUCCCUUUCGCUGCACAGAUCGAAGCGCUCGGCAGUAGUGCGAAGGUUUACAACAAGUCUCUGGGCCAGCGUCUGGAUCUGGGGAAGGUCAUUGCUGGAGCAGACCCGACGGCACAUAUCUACUCUUGUGGCCCACAACGACUCAUGGAUGCAGUUGCCUCUGUCGCUAAAGAGCAUGGCAUGCCCGAUCGCUCCGUUCAUUUCGAGCAGUUCGUUGUAGCAACAUCCGGUGACCCCUUCACAGCCGAGCUUAAGCAAAGCGGAAAGACGCUGGAGGUUGGACCCACCCAAUCCCUUCUGGACGUCCUGCGAACAGUCGGGAUGGACAUUGACUCUUCUUGUGAGGUUGGGAACUGUGGGACUUGCAGGGUGGAUGUAUGCUCCGGGCGCGUAGAGCAUCGUGGAACAGGUUUGGCAGACGACGAGAAGAAGGAGAGCAUGCUGAGCUGCGUCAGUCGGGGGAUUGGCCGGAUCAUCCUGGACCUCUGAGUAGUGCGGAAAACAUCACCGGCGCUUCUUGUUCAAUAUCCAGAUUCAAUGAAAUUUGCUGUAGCAAGCUGGUAUCAUACAGCCGCCCGCUCCAACGCGGGACUAUGCUCCCAAUCCCAAACGCCAUCCCAUGCCCUAAAGUAUGCUCGCUCAACUGCCACCCAUCUUCAAUCCUCCACCUCUCUCUCGCCUUCAAAUAGUCACAUUCUA
Molecule: messenger RNA, 2360 nt
Organism: Paraphaeosphaeria sporulosa
Lineage: Eukaryota; Fungi; Ascomycota; Dothideomycetes; Pleosporales; Didymosphaeriaceae
Product: 3-chlorobenzoate-3,4-dioxygenase reductase subunit
Exons: 3
Coding region: 456-2150 (564 amino acids)
Molecular function (GO): oxidoreductase activity; 2 iron, 2 sulfur cluster binding; molybdenum ion binding
Source: RefSeq, a predicted model, not a curated record